GUCCGCUCCUGCGUUGUCCCGGAAGCGGCGUCAUUCAGCCCCAGUGUUUAAGCUCAGUGGAAACUGAUUUCUCCGAGUGGUUGUGACUGAAAAAAGAAUAGUUUGAGCAUCUCAGCAACAUUAUCCACAUUGAAUACCAAGUCUUCAAAAGCUAGGGCCAAACACGGGACUGGCUGACAUCAAUGCAGUAUCACAAACGCUGAACAAAUUUAGUCUGAUAGAUUUGAAUGGACAAGACAGACAGAAAAACACAGGUCCAGCCGAGCUAGUGAAGCCCCGAGAAGAUUCAGUGAUGGUGCCUGUUAAGAAGAGAAAGUUCCCCGGUACAGAUGACCAAGAGCUCAGGAAGCGUAAAAUUACAAAUUUCACACGACCUCAGAUCCGUGGAUCCAGGCUGAUCAGCGGAGAGAAGCCGUUCUCCAAUAAGAAGUGCCUGGCCUGGUUCCACGAGUACGCUGGCCCAGACGAUGUAGUCGGUCCAGAGGGUAUGGAGAAGUUCUGUGAGGACAUUGGCGUGGAACCAGAGAACAUUAUCAUGUUAGUUUUAGCGUGGCUGCUAGAAGCAGCGAGUAUGGGUUUCUUCACAAAAGAGGAGUGGCUCAGGGGAAUGACCUUACUACAGUGCGACUGCACAGAGAGGUUACGGAGCAAAAUGGACUACCUGCGCUGUGAACUCAACGACUCCGCAGUCUUCAAGAACAUCUACAGAUAUGCCUUUGACUUCGCCAGGGAUAAAAGCCAGAGGAGUUUGGACAUGGACACGGCCAAGUCCAUGCUGGCCUUGCUGCUGGAGAGGAGUUGGCCUCUCUUCCCGGUCUUCCAGCAGUUUCUGGAGCAAUCCAAGUACAAGGGCAUGAACAAAGACCAGUGGUACAAUGUGUUGGAGUUCAGCAGGACCAUCAAGGAGGACCUCAGCAACUACGAUGAAGACGGAGCUUGGCCAGUGCUGCUAGACGAGUUUGUGGAAUGGCAGAAGGCUCGGUCGGUGUCGUAGCGGACGGCGUCUCAGUGCCACGCCACCAAGAGGGAGAAAGAGGGAGAGGAGAUCGAGACGAAAAAAAAAAAACACACUCUCCACUGUCGUUUUUUUAAAUUUGAAAAAAAGCAAAACAAUGGUUACACUUCUCAUCCACGCUACUGGACUGCAAACAUGUGCGCACACACACACACACACACACACACACACACACACACCUCUGGAGUACAUAACCAUUCCCAUGGACUACAACACACACACUCCUCAGCAGAACCGGCCUGUUUGCAUCCUCAGCCGGUCGUUGGAGCCCUUUUUCUCUCACCAAAGAGACUUUUUACAGUUUUAAUUUGGGGGGAGU
This is a messenger RNA of Myripristis murdjan (pinecone soldierfish), 1334 nucleotides long. RefSeq names its product DCN1, defective in cullin neddylation 1, domain containing 5 (S. cerevisiae) (gene dcun1d5). Bases 293 to 994 code for a protein of 233 amino acids. Gene Ontology annotation, biological process: protein neddylation. Lineage: Eukaryota; Metazoa; Chordata; Actinopteri; Holocentriformes; Holocentridae. Gene Ontology annotation, cellular component: ubiquitin ligase complex. The transcript has 10 exons. Gene Ontology annotation, molecular function: ubiquitin-like protein binding; cullin family protein binding; ubiquitin conjugating enzyme binding. The record is from RefSeq and is a predicted model, not a curated record.